Nipponia nippon (crested ibis) is the source of this 1152-nucleotide messenger RNA. Lineage: Eukaryota; Metazoa; Chordata; Aves; Pelecaniformes; Threskiornithidae. The record is from RefSeq and is a predicted model, not a curated record.
AUGGCUGCCGCUGACCCCGUCCUGCCCCCGGAGGAGGUGGCUUUGCUGGAGCUGGGGAAGGUGGCCCCGGCCACCCCCCUGGACAAGGUGCCACCAGCCCCGGUUGAACACCCGGAGGACCCUGAUGCCACCCUGCCGUGGGACCGGUGCCAGCACAGCGCCCGGGGCCAGCCGGAGCCCGUGGAGCCAAAGAGGCGCUCAAGUCCUGAAGGGGGCCGCGAAGACCCCGAGGAGGCUGCUGUCACCAGCCCCCCAGCCGAGGCCGAAGAUGAGGAAGCCCCUGGGCUGCCCGUGAUGGCGACCCAUGUCUUUGUGCCCAUCGACCCACAGUGCAUUGAGCGGACACCCGGCAAGCAGAAGAAGGAACCCACCCCGUGGCCGCGGGAGGAGGGCAAGGGGGGCUACAUCCCCCACAGCGACAGACCCGACAGCCUCCGCCAGAAGCAGGUCUUCCUUCCCAUCAGCCCCUCGUGCUACAGGGACCCCCCGGGCUUCGAGGGGCGAGCGGCCAAGCCGCUGACCAAGGGGCCGCGGUGCCCAUGCGCCAGGGACUGCGGCGCCGGCAACCUCAAAGCCGUGGCUUCGGUGGCGGGGGCCCUGCUCUUCUGCCCCUGCCUCAUCUAUGGCGCCUACGUCUUCCUGCCUUUUGAUGCCCCGCUGCUGCCCACCGUCAGCGCCCGCCUGGUCUACACGCUGCGCUGCGCCGCCUUUGCCACAUUCCCCAUCGUUCUGGGGAUGAUCGUCAGCGGCAUCUCCCGCCUCUGCCUCUCCGCACUGGAGCCCUUCGGGGAGCUGCAGCGGGAGGUGGAGAUCCACCGCACCUACGUCUCCCAGUCCAUCCAUCUCUUCAUCCUCUACUUCUUCAACAUGGCUGUGCUGGCCACCUACCUCCCCCAGGAGGCCCUCAAGCUCAUCCCCCUGCUCACGGGGCUUUUUGCCAUCUCCCGGUUGAUUUACUGGCUGUCGUACGCCAUCGGGCGCUCCUUCCGCGCCUUCGGCUUCAGCAUGACCUUCCUGCCCCUCCUGGCCAUGCUACUCUGGAACCUUUACAGCAUGUUCAUCCUGGAGCCCGAAAACCUCCUUGCUGUGGCAGCGCCGAAGCCCGAGGACGGCUCCAAGGACGGCGGAGCCAAACUCCGGUACUGGGGGUGA